Liolophura sinensis is the source of this 659-nucleotide messenger RNA. RefSeq lists its product as uncharacterized. Bases 26 to 523 code for a protein of 165 amino acids. The transcript is spliced from 5 exons. The record is from RefSeq and is a predicted model, not a curated record. Lineage: Eukaryota; Metazoa; Mollusca; Polyplacophora; Chitonida; Chitonidae.
UGAGGUACAGGACAACGAGGAUAGAAUGUAUUUGUUUUUGUGCGUGUGUGUCCUCUCUAUGGCCACAUCGACUGCCCUUCAGCCCCGGCUUCCCUGUGCAGCUCAACUCUUCGGCUGUGGUCUCGACGUGGGCUUUGACUUCCAAAAUGACUGUUGUGAAUGCAUAGAGUUUUUCCCGACAGACGAGAGCUUGAGUAUAGACAUACUCUGCGCCGCACUAGAAGACACUCCGUCGUGCUGCCCGUGUGCCCAGACUACACUUUCUGCCAUAUUAUCUGCCGGAUCACACUCCUCUGGAUCACACUCUACCGGAUCACACUCCUCCGGAUCUGCUUCCUUGGGUUACCCGCAAGAUAAACUCGAUGAGUUGGUGGAAGCAUUCGAAGGUCUUCGAAUAGUUUUUCGGGUGGCAAACAAUGGGAAAAACGCCGGUAAGCCUCUUCCUGCAGAACUGGAGAGAGAAAGAACAAAACUUGUCAACAAGGGCCUCAAACUCAUUGAGAUUCUGGAGCACGAGUGUUAAGCAAUUUUCAGAUGGACCCGGACCUUCAACUGGACUACAGAAAAACACGUAACACCGGAACAGUAAUACUAUUCAUAGCUAUACAAGUGGAAAAAAGUACCAAGUUGUACCAGAAAAUGUGAAUACAUGCACCUAA